Molecule: messenger RNA, 900 nt
Organism: Penicillium cosmopolitanum
Lineage: Eukaryota; Fungi; Ascomycota; Eurotiomycetes; Eurotiales; Aspergillaceae
Product: alpha/beta hydrolase
Exons: 4
Coding region: 1-900 (299 amino acids)
Molecular function (GO): hydrolase activity
Source: RefSeq, a predicted model, not a curated record
AUGGAUUUCAGAGACAUUGAAUUUGAAACGUCUGACAAAACCACCUUGCGCGGACGCCUAUACACCCCCAAGUCCUUCGCAGAGAAGUUGCCAUGCCUUGUCAUGGCAUCUGGGUUCUCAGCGUUGAAGGAGAUGGGCCUGGCUAACUUUGCGAGAUACUUUACAUCCAAAUUACAAGUAGCUUGCCUGGCGUACGAUAACCGUGGACUCGGAUCUAGUGAUGGUGAACCACGCCGUGAGAUCCUACCGGCCCUACAAAUCAGUGACUAUUCAGAUGCCAUCACCUUUGCCCAGAGCUUACCGGAAGUUCAUUCUGAUAAGAUCGGUAUUUGGGGAAGUUCAUAUAGCGGGGGUCACGUGUUAUGUGUUGGUGCAAUUGACCGUCGGGUCAAAGUUGUGCUUAGUCAAAUACCCUUCACUAGCGGGUGGGAUAAUUUCCAUCGUAUACACCGGGCAGACUUUAUUGCUGAUCUGAACAAAGCGUUUCAGCACGAUCGUCAGAUUCGUGCAAAUGGCGGAGAGCCACGCCGGAUACCUGUAGUGCACAGGGAUCUUCAAGAGCUUUCCAUCCUUCCUUCCGAAGAUAGCUAUCAAGCCUACAUGAAAUCAGAGGCAAUUGGAUGGAUAAAUGAUGUCACAUUGAAGAGCCUUGAGGCAUUCCGAGCAUAUGAACCAGGUGCCUACAUCCAUCGCAUCUCACCGACUCCUCUCUUGAUGACUGUUAUGAAUAAUGAUGUUGUAACGCCGACAGAUCUUGCUCUUGAAGCAUUUUCGCGUGCAAAGGAACCAAAGAAGUUGCAAAUUCUUCCUGGAGGACAUUUCGAUCCCUACGACGGCCCUAUUUUCGACAAGAAUGUCGCUGUUCAGGCAGAGUUUUUAAAGACUCAUAAUUUUUGCUAG